Molecule: messenger RNA, 186 nt
Organism: Symbiodinium natans
Lineage: Eukaryota; Dinophyceae; Suessiales; Symbiodiniaceae
Source: the annotation of a GenBank genome assembly
AUGUGGAUCCUGCGCGGCCACCGCGCCGAGGAGUUGAUGCGGCACAGCCUGACGGCGAUGGGAGAGCUGGAGGAGUACCGGUCGAGUCCCCUGCUGCUGGAGUGCGACAGCCUCCGGUGCACCCUGGGCGAGAAGAGUCGGUUCGCCAUCCACUUGGACCCAUUGCCUAUCGGGCUGGAGAACUGA